AUGGCACCGACGACCGCGAUCGGCGAGGACGUGUACUCGUCGCGCGAGAUCUUGUACGACGCGCAACACGCCGCCGAGGACGACGCUAUCGAGAGCGACGCAGUCGCCCGCAAGCGCACGUACGACCGCCAGCGGCUGCGCGACCACCGCCGGCGCGAGCGGCUCCAGGCACAGUACCUCCGCGACCAAGUCGCGGCGCUCUCGGCCGAGCUCGAGGCCCGGUCGUCGUCGCCGCUGCCGUGGCGUGACGUGGCCAUCGCUCUGGUCGACAGCGCACGCACCGCCAAGCUGACCAAUAGCGCGCUCAAGGCCCAGCUCCACUACACGCGGCAGCUGGCGUACGUCCUCACGACGUGCUUGAGUCGCGUGCCAUCGUCGCCGCUUGACCACGUUCUGCCGCACCUCGCGUCGUUCCAGUGCCAGAUACUCCCAGCGACGCAUCGCGGCGAGGCCCUCACGUGGCUCACGACGCGGCUGUACCACCACGCAACGCACGCACUGAGCUGCUGCCGGCCGAUCGAGUUUGACGUUCGUUUCGCCGAGACGGAGAGCGUCUCGUACAUGAUCCUGCAGCAGCAGAUUGAGAUGCCCGCGCCUCUCGAGGCGAUCGUCGAGAGCAACCGGCGCAUCUACCUCCAGAACGCGUGUCCUGGCAAUACGGCCGCCUACCUCGACCACGACCUCGUGACCGGUGCGCUGGGCGAAGAUGCAGCGUACUUUGACCUUGGCGCUGGCGACCACGCGCUCUACCGCCUCUUUGAGACGCCGCACCGCGCCGUGCUCGUGUGCUCGUCCAUCACGGACGAAACGCGCGUCAACAACCCACACGCUGCGCUCUCGAACGGCUGGAUUAUCAUGGACCGACUGGACGCGACGACGACGCGCAUCUCGGAGCUCUUUCUGUUAACGAUGCGGCAGGAUGAGGAUGUGGAGGCGGCGGCCAACGAGCAGGCGGUCGCGCGCGUCGGGGCCUUGAACAACCACAGCUUUUGCGCACAGCUUCUCGCAACGACGCUCCGAGGCGUCCUGCCGCGUGGCGAGAGCGCUCCUGUCGAGGGAUAG
Molecule: messenger RNA, 1062 nt
Organism: Saprolegnia parasitica CBS 223.65
Lineage: Eukaryota; Oomycota; Saprolegniomycetes; Saprolegniales; Saprolegniaceae
Exons: 4
Coding region: 1-1062 (353 amino acids)
Source: RefSeq, a predicted model, not a curated record